Molecule: messenger RNA, 632 nt
Organism: Caenorhabditis angaria
Lineage: Eukaryota; Metazoa; Nematoda; Chromadorea; Rhabditida; Rhabditidae
Source: the annotation of a GenBank genome assembly
AUGGGUAAAAUCCUGUCGAAAAUUUUUGGCAAAAAGGAGCUGAGGAUACUGAUGCUCGGAUUGGAUGCUGCUGGCAAAACAAGUGAGUUUUUUGUUGUUUUUUUUUUAAAUUUCAUAACAUUGAUGAUUCAGCAAUUUUGUACAAGUUAAAAUUGGGGCAAAGUGUGACAACAAUUCCAACAGUUGGAUUCAAUGUUGAAACGGUGACAUAUAAAAAUAUCAAAUUCAAUGUUUGGGACGUCGGAGGCCAGGAUAAAAUUCGUCCACUUUGGCGUCAUUAUUAUACCGGUACACAAGCACUUAUUUUUGUUAUGGAUGCAGCAGAUCGAGAUCGAGUUGAUGAAGCUCGUAUGGAAUUACACCGAAUUAUUAAUGAUCGAGAAAUGAAGGAUGCUAUUAUACUUGUUUUCGCAAAUAAACAAGAUUUAGCUGAUGGUGAGUGAGAGGAGGAGGUGUGGGAAUUUUUUUCUUCAAAAAUUGUGUUUGCAGCCAUGAAACCACACGAGAUUCAAGAUAAACUAGGAUUGACAAGAAUUAGAGAUAGAAAUUGGUAUGUGCAACCAUCGUGCGCAGCAACUGGCGACGGUUUACACGAAGGUUUAACAUGGCUCAGUCAAAAUUGCAAGCCAUAA